Messenger RNA from Saccoglossus kowalevskii, 1326 nucleotides. RefSeq names its product stem cell leukemia protein. Gene Ontology annotation, biological process: regulation of transcription by RNA polymerase II. Gene Ontology annotation, molecular function: DNA-binding transcription factor activity, RNA polymerase II-specific; RNA polymerase II cis-regulatory region sequence-specific DNA binding; protein dimerization activity. The record is from RefSeq and is a predicted model, not a curated record. NCBI's taxonomy places the organism in Eukaryota, Metazoa, Hemichordata, Enteropneusta, Harrimaniidae.
GACAGAUAACCGAAUUUUGUUUCCUGCAACACUACCAAGUCGGAUCACUAUGCCGCCCCUAGCUCCAGUCACAGAGGCGGCGACUGUACGAAGAAAGCGAUUGAUGGCAAACGAGUCGCGUUUUACAUGGAAAGGAACACGGCGAAUGUUUACGAACACGAGAGAAAGAUGGAGACAACAAAACAACAACAUCGCGUUUGCAGAGCUGAGAAAACUGAUACCAACUCACCCGCCCGACAAGAAACUGAGCAAAAACGAGAUUUUACGAUCCGCAAUGAGAUACAUAGACUUUUUGGUGAAAUUGAGAGACGAUCAAGAUAGGGCUACUACUGCUUCGUCAUCACUUAGUAAUCAUGGAAACGAGGCUAAUAUUUGCAUCGACGAGAAUGACAAACAAUCAGAUAUUUCUUUAUUUUCAUCUCCUGGAUUGUCGGGCACAAGCGAUUUUGAUGAUAACGAUUUGGACAAUAUAUUUGUCGACAGUUGCGAAAAUGGAUCUGAUUUAUUCUGACCGUGUCAACAAAACACUGGGACUCGGAAUGGACAUUAACAGUCGGGAACCACGGGAACCUAAUUCACAGUUGGCCGUUCAUGAAUGAAACUGACUUCAGAGUCUCGACAAACAUUGACAAUUAUACGACACUAAGUCGACAUGCGUGAAUUGUUGUAAUUUGUAAUAUGUUCAUCAACAGGUAGCUAAAUUUAAUGUUUUUUCUUCAAUAUUGACAGUUCUGUCGACGAGAAUUGCAGUUUAUGCACUAUAUACAGCGAGUAAUGUUGAUAAUCAUGUAAGAGAACACUUUAUGUUUAUUCUGUAUAUUUUUUCCAUUUAUAUUAUAUUUUAAGACGUCAAAUUUUCCUGCUUAAUGUGCAAUAACGUCUCUCAACUAAGGUUACAGAUUUUUUCAUAUCGUCGAUGUUUUCAGCUUUCUGGAAUUUGUUAUUUUCAAUACAGUUUUCCUUGUUAGUGGAAUAUGCACCACGAGAAAACACAUUGUCGUCACAUUUCGAUGUAACCAAAUAUAUAGUUAUGAUAGCACUAAAUGUAAUUAAAAUUAAAAAUCAAAGGAUUUCGUGUUUGUCAUUGAAUUUCAUUUCAUACAAACAUUUUAGGAAGAUUUUUUUAACGAAAGAAUUAUAUCUCUGAUUCUCCCACUUUUUCCAAUGUGACAAACCGGAUCGGAAGCAUAGAUGUUCCCUAUAUACUGUGGGUAACAUAUCACAUAGUGAUAUUCUUGACGCUAUUUGGUGAAUCGAGUUCGGUGUUCAUAGUGUUGUAUCGUAUUUUCUAUUUUUGAAUUAUGCAAAUUUAAAUAAAGAAGCCUU